AUGAUGCAGAAAAUAAAAGUUGUGCUGCUGCUGCUCCUAGCUCAGGCAGUGCCUGGGAAAACCGAGCAGCCCCAGAUUACUUUCCUCACCAAUCUCAUCCAAAGUAUCCACAAAGAAGUACCGAUUCGGACCUUGCUCAUGCUGCAGCACCAUCAGGACAAGGACUGCUCGAUUCAGGAUUGGAAUCCCGAUGGUAUUCCCAUCGUACGAGUCAACGAGCUGAUAGAAAUAGACAUGAGGAAGCACUUCAAUCACAUGUCGGCGGCAUUGGUCUGCCUAGAGGAAACCUCCCACAUGAGUCUGCUCCUAGAUGCUCUGGCCAAGUCAUUCGAUCAUUUGCGGUAUGUGCGAACCAUACUGUGGACGCAAGGGAAUCCAGCAGAGGAAUUCCUCAAACAGAUCUCCGACAAGGCCGAGGAGCAUAAAUUUCUUCAAAUGAUCGUUCUGGGCUGUCAUCAAAGAGGGGAAGUUUCCCUCCAUCGUUUACGUUCAUUUCCCAGUCCUCAGUUUGAGCGGAUUGAGAAUAUCUCGAGCAUUGCAGGCUCCACAUUCCACCCGCGUGAACUUAACUACCUAGGAAAAAAGGCACUUGUGUUUCCAAAUCGGGACUCACCCGUAAAUUACACCACCAAGUAUGCACCAACGGGCGAGUUCCCCGUCACACGGGCGGAGGACAAGCAGAUCAUUGAGUUUGCUUUGAGAUACAAUUUGACACUGGUACUAACGGAGAAGCAGGACUCCGACGUGGCUGAUCCGUAUUCCGAUAUUCAGUUAAAUCCUCGCCCAGUCUUGAGUAACGAUCUUGUCGACCAAAUUGAAUGUGUUAAUACUUUCUCUGUGUCCUCGCUGAUGGUUGUGGUUCCCUGCGGCAGGGUGACGAACAUCACAGAUGUUUUCCAUAAGCUGGACCUGAGGACUUGGUUCCUGUACAUCCUAUCCGUGUACGCCACCUUCGUGGUGGCGGAGAGCGUCAUUUUGGUUGCAACCCAUCGUAUCUUAGGCCGUUCCUAUCGUCUAACCAACCUGAAUCCCUGUGUGAAUAUGCGCGCCUUCAGGGCCAUCCUGGGACUCCCCUUUCCCAUUGGCCCCAGACUGACCGUCUCGCUCCGCCUGCUUUUCCUGGCCAUGAGCUUGUUCGGGAUGAUCUUCAGCAACUUCUUCAGCUGUAAGCUGAGCUCCCUGCUGACCAAGCAUCCCCUGCAACCUCAGGUGGAGAGCUUCAAACAAAUGGAGAACAGUGGUCUGACCGUAAUUGGAGAGACAUCCAUGCAACCCUUCAUCGAGACUUCGCCUUUGUAG
This is a messenger RNA of Drosophila pseudoobscura, 1299 nucleotides long. RefSeq lists its product as uncharacterized. The transcript is spliced from 2 exons. NCBI's taxonomy places the organism in Eukaryota, Metazoa, Arthropoda, Insecta, Diptera, Drosophilidae. The record is from RefSeq and is a predicted model, not a curated record. The coding region runs from base 1 to 1299 and encodes 432 amino acids.